AUGUCCACCCCACAUGACCUCUCGCCUCUACAUCUCUCCAAACAACUCCCUGCCCUCCCUCCGAUCGGCCCUCUGCCCCCACCACGGCCAUAUUUGUUAUUGUCCGCAAAUUCGACCACCACUGCUACCGCACCCACCACGGCCCCCGAUGAACCCCCGGUGUACAACCAACCCAGCCUUGACGCGGCCCUCGUGAGCUCCGUCUCGUUUGCCGACUCUGCCUUUGGCAACGGCAGCGACGACGACAGCGACAGCGAGGACAGCGAGGACGAGGUAGCCGCCCUGGGCGCCAUGGCCGACCACCGGCCAACAUGGAGGAGGGGCAACUCAAUACGAGCAGCCGCCCCGCCGCCGCGUGAGCCCAAGGCUCAACAGGACGAAGACGGCUUUGUCCCCUAUCGACCGCCAUACAUCUCCACCACCUCGGCCCUGUCGUUGUCGCCACCAGUGCAGCCGUCGGGCGCACAGGGUAUUGGUCUCGCUCCCAUGUCCGUGCAGCAACUACAACCUCCGCAGGAAAAGCGACGGACAUUCUUCUUCAGUGGGUGGUUCUUUGGGCGUCGAAAGAACAAGCAAAAAUUGUCGUCUGCCUCGACUCCCACACUCGUGCGUCCACUGGGGGCACAGAGCACGGCGUCCUUUGGCGGCGGUGCCCACCACCAACAAUAUAGCUAUGGGACGUACGGUGGUGCCGAUCCCUUUGCGCCUGCAGGCCUGCAAUACGCAACGCCCUACGGCCAGUUUGGAGGGCCAGACAUCAACAACACAAAUGCGCCUGCGGUCGGGCAUCCAUUUGAGAAGCGGGCUUCGACUGUCAAACCCUCCCCAUCCGUCUUGACUGGUCUCAUGGCACCCAAGAUGCUCUUCUCGCCGCUCGCAAGAACCCUUCGCAGCACGCCCAGUGGCAGCAACCUGCCAUACGCAAGCACCCCAAACCUGACAGCUCAUCCAGUCCACAACCCCCACACCGACCCCCUCCCCUUUCUCGCUUCGGAGCCCGACUUUGCUCACGAGCCGGGCCGCGCGCCGUACCCUCGUGUCGGCGGCAACAGAUCGUGGGCGACGUUUCCAGCCAACGCUUCCGGACAGUGGACAGCGACACUCGCUCAGCACUCGGCGAUUUCGCUCCACUCGGAAGGUUCAAAGUCUCGGCUGGCGGUGACUACCGUGUGCGACGCCCUCACAUUCCCCCGGCCGCGACUGAACGCGCACGACAUUACGCCGCCAGAAAGUCCCAACGCACCCGAGACAGAGGAGGAGGAGGACAGCGAGGCCCCCUUCUCCGAGGCAAUCGCCCGGGGCGAGGCUCGGGAUGCGGAGCGCGAGCAAUGGGCAGAGGUGACGCGCAGGUCUCGCAGUGCGUCGUUGCGCCGCUUGUCAGACUCGGCGCCCUCGACGCCUGCGACACGGCUUGGCCGUCUCAGCGCACCUGGAACAUCCCACUCGGCACGAAACAAUCCGGUCAGCGAAAAACCAAGCCACCAGCGCAGCAACUCGGCGUCUGGCUCGCUCAAGUCGUUUUUCAACCACCGCAAUGGCGCGUCGUACCGGGGCGCUCGCAUGACCAUGUCACAUGAAGACCUGCACAACCGAGUCAACAGUGAACGGGCUGAAAGGCCAGAACUGCCCGAGCGCUCCGACAGCUUGCGAACGGCGUCAUCCAGGACAAACUCGACCCGCAGGGGUAUCUUUGGCAGCAGGCGCAUCCAGCAGCAAAACCAGAGCCACCCCAGUCUCCCGAAGAGUACCUCGAACCCCAACCUUGCCAUGUCAGACGGUGGACGGACUCCUCGCCGCUCCCAGUCGGUACGCUACACCGAUACCGUCAGCAACCCGGACCUUCUUUCGACUGUUGGCAUGCCCGGCUCGCCCGCUCGCCGCCACCGCAAUGGCCCGCCUCGCUCACUGCAGUUCCGUCCCCCCAACAGUGCCCACGUCCGCAGUGGCAGCACCGGUGUCGUGGUUGUAGGCGCCAGCACGGCGCGCACUCGCGUACCGCGGGCUGUGGACUUUGCCGAGCCCGUCCGGCGCCCACCAUCGCCAUCCCCCCCACCGCAUUUGCCCACUCCGGAACGCGCUUCGCCGUUCACGUUCAGCUCGGACGAGAUUGGUGUCGCGCUAACCACUGUGGGCAACGAGGCGGCAUCGCCACCACCUCAGGUGGUCCCACAACGUAUCCCCAUGGACACGCCGCCAGGGGCUCUGCCAAAGGAACCCCCAAGCUCGGCCCAUGCCAGAUACUUGCUGGCUCGCCAGCGCCGUCGUUCGGUCACCCUGCGCGCGUUCCAGUCCCCUCCCAUGUCGCCCACUGGUUCUACAAAGAACGCUACCAUCUAUCCUCAAUCUGCAUCCUCAUCAGUCUUUGCAUUAUCCCCCACAUUCCAGACCCGCUUCGACUAUGAGCGGCCCGAGUACCCCACGCCUCGCCGACAAGCCUCUGCCUCUGCCACUGCCAUCGUCGACUACCCCGUUGCCAGCGCCGCCGCCGGCGAGCCCGCGCCACCUCCACUCCCUAAAACCUCAUUCUUUGCACGUGCUCGCGCCACGUCGCCCGACCUCAAACACUCCAAAACGGCGGGCAACGCGUUGCCGACGCGCACCAGCACCCUCGGACCUCGUCCCAAGGCCAAGGCUGCCGCGAGUACUGUGCGCCCCCGUGCCAACUCUGCUGCUGGCUCGUUGGGCUCGGUCUCGCCAGCCUCGCCACUAGACCUGAGCAAGUUUGCGAUGCCACCAGUCACGCCGCCCAGCUCGAGGACGGUGGUGCAAAAGGACAAGGCACUGCCCUCGCUGCCCUUGACGGCGCCGGCACGUAUCCCACCCCCCCGCGCUCCUCCAUCAGGACCGGUGCCACCAACGCCUCCGUACCCUCCACUGUCGCGUUCUGGAUCGACCAGCACUCUUGGGGAGUCACAGGCACCGACGCCAACGACACUCCACCGCCAGUCCGCCUCUGUCUCAGCUUUUGGCGCCAUGUCACCGCUCGCGGUCUUUGCUGCCACGUACCCACUUGCUGUAGAGCCUUCGACUCCCAACAAUGACUCUGAGGUCAUGGAUUCGGUGUCUGGCGAGCCAGCUGCUGGUGGUGGUGGUGUCGUUCCUGGAGCUCCGGCCCCAGCUCGUAUCCAAACUCCCCCGCCGCCCAACAUGCCCACCAUCAUGGACGAGUCGCCCACUCCAGUCCGACAGAUGACUGUUUCUGUGCUUGCACCGCAUACAGCUUCACCCACCAGUCCCAUCCCUGCCUCGACUACAAGCCCCGCUGCGUUGCUCGCGUUUAGCAGCAACCAGCGCCAGCGUAUUGCCUCGCAGUCGCGUCAGCCCAUUCCGUCGCCAGUGUUCAGCCCAUCCGCCGCCAGUCGUCACAGGAGCAUUCCCAGCGUGUCGGCCGUCAUCGCCACACCAGACAGCUUCCGAGCUCCCGAUGGCCGUGGCACACCAGACAGCCCGCUUCGCACUAGGGACAACAGCGACAUGGACCUCAGCGGUCUGGCAGACCUGAGCGCAAGGACAGACGCAACGUCGGCUGCUGUGGCGGAUACCUCGGGUGUUCUUGGCAGGAGCAGGUCUGGCAGCGGCACCCCGGACAGCAUCGCGCGGUUUGCCAUUCCCCCUCGCGCUAUCGGCACACCGUCCGACGGACAGAGCUUCCGCAGUGCCCGUAGCCACCGUAGCUUCCCCGAGCUUCGUCCCGCAUCGGCUGCCUCUGAAGACUCGGCCUACACCAGCGCGACUGCCACGACGGCCGAGCACUGGGCAACGCCGUCUGCUACCCCUCGAGCUGCAGAGCAGGCGACGCUCCACGACAGCGACAGCGACAUGGACGACAGCUCUUCUGAUGCCACCCUCCCGGACCUGUUCCCCGUUUCGUCAACGUCGGCGCUCUCGCACUACACCGACGCGCUCGAGGGCUCGGACUGGGAAGAACCGUCGCCUGCUGCGCCGACGGUGCCGCGGCUGGACAUCCCCAUCCAUCUCCAGCACGUCGACGAGGCCGAGGAAGACACUGUUGAUUCCGAUUCGCGCCGCCAGACCAUUGUGGCGCUACCAAACCAGGGGAUCAUGGAGUCGCUCUCCGUCACGGCGACGCCGCGUGCCAACCGCAACCUCGACCCCGACACUGAGAACACCCUGCAUGCAUUUGACCACCGCCGUUCCUUUGAGCGGCGCAGGUCUCACAACUCGGCCAUGUCCAGUGGGUCCGAGGGCUCGCUCCGUCCCAGCAUGGACGAAAACUUCCGUGGCCUCUUCUACCGUACCCCGCAAGUCGCGUCGCCUGUCACCGAGCCCCCGGCCGAGAACGCACAGCGUCCACUCAUGUUCUCGCGCCCAGUCAUGCCCACCGAGCCCAUUGGACUGGGCUAUUCCCUCGAGGCCGAUAGCCCACAAGACGCCACACGCAGCGACGGGACGUUUGAGAUCCGUACACCUGUCAUCAGCUCGGAGCGCGUGCCCCUCCCGUUCCCCCGCAGCUCGGCGGACGCUGUUGGCACGUCAACGAUGCCUGCCGCCCUGCACCCACAGGGUCUCGGUGUGUCUGGCCUCGGCGCGGCGUUUGACAACCGGAUCGAUAUGGGCGGCCAGUCGGACUCAUCCACGCCUGCACGCCACGACUCGUGGAUUACCGACUCAUACCAGCGCCUGGCUGCAGCCACGUCCUUGCGAAGUGCCACACCGGCCGGCAGGCGGUCUCACCGAAAACCCCGACCGCUGAGUGAUGAGCAGCCUCAGUCAUUCAGUCCGACCACUUUCGGAGUUUCCACCGACCGCUUCGAGUCGCUCUCCACCGGCCAGUCGACACCGAGGACACCCAUACAGGUUGACUCGUCUGGCACUUCCUCUGCAGGCGUACUUACUCCCAACCCCGACGUCGUCAUCCGCUUCCCGUCGCCCCCUACCCACACCAGCGGCCGCAUCUAA
Molecule: messenger RNA, 4920 nt
Organism: Apiotrichum porosum
Lineage: Eukaryota; Fungi; Basidiomycota; Tremellomycetes; Trichosporonales; Trichosporonaceae
Exons: 2
Coding region: 1-4920 (1639 amino acids)
Source: RefSeq, a predicted model, not a curated record